AUGGGCAAGUUUGGGCGCGUCAGGAAGGAGCUCUCAAAAAAGGGCAAAAAAAAUGGCACAAAGAAGGACACAAAGAAGGACACAAAAAAGGACGGAAAAAAAGGCAUAAAAAAAGGCAAAAAAAAAGGCGAUAAAGAAGGCGAAACUCCCCCGGAAAAGCAUCUCUCAGAGCGGCUGGCAAAGAAGGGGAUAAAGAAACCAACGGAAGAGAGCAGCGGCAGCAGCGUUGGUAGCGACAGCACCGUGGAUAGUGGCAGUCCCGUCUGCAGCACUCCCCCGUGCCGCCAACCCCGCGGGGGCGACCUAUUCGACGGGCUGUUCGUCGACCUGAAGGGCGUCCUGAGCGACAGUCUGCUGCAGACCCUGGAGAAAAACAAAUUCGUCAAAACGACCAGCAUACAGAAGAAGAGCAUCCCAAUCAUGUUAAGUGAUAAUGAUGUUUUUCUCAAAUCUAUGACUGGCUCUGGAAAGACGUUAUGUUAUGCAUUGCCGUCUGUACAGAAGAUACUCAAUAUGCAGAAAGAGAAAAUAAGAGUGACGAGAGACAUGGGAACAUUCAUCUUGGUACUCUCCCCGACAAGGGAGCUGGCCGUUCAGAUUAAUAGUCUCUUCUUUAUGUUGACGAAGCCGUAUCCGUAUAUCGUCGUGUCGUGUUUAACCGGUGGAGAGAAGAAGAAAUCGGAGAAGAAUCGACUGAAAAAGGGUGUCUCCAUUUUGACGUGCACCCCAGGGAGGUUAUUGGAUCAUUUGGAAAACACGAAAGCGCUCAAGUUGACUUAUUUGCAGUGCGUUAUAUUGGACGAGGCGGACAAGGUGAUUUUCCUCGGCUCGCAGGAUAAGGUUAGGCUGAUAUACGACACGGUGAAGAGGGUGCGACGGGAGGGGGUGGGAGACACCAGGGUUGACCAAGCGGCCAGCAACGCCGCGAACCACGCCAAACAUGCUAACCACGCUAACCACGCCGCGGAGGGGAAAGACUUCCAAAUGGUCUUCAUUUCUGCGACGCUGAACCACGCGGUGAAGAGUCUGGCAAACUACUGCUUAACCGACAGGACGGUGUGGGUGGAGGCGAAGGAGGGAGGAGGUAACACCCUACCCCCCCGGCCCCCAGACAUAACGCUGACCGGCGGCCACGGAGAAGAGGCAGGUACAUCCCCCCAGAAGGAGGACCCAUGCGCAGUGGGAGAAGAGCAGUGGGAAUAUGAGCUGCCCGAACAAUUAAAGCAAUUUUGCAUCGUCACCGAUUUUAGGAAAAAGUUUCUUUGCCUCGUGCAUAUGCUACUCUCCUGCAUGAAGAAGAAGCAGAAGCCAGUGGUGUUUCUCUCCAAUUGUCACAGUGUAGAAUAUAUGAGGGCGUUACUGAAGGGUUUGUACUGGCCUACCGAUUUGAAGAAAGAAAACAUGGAGGUGCACAAGAAGUUAAAGAAGGAAAUCUCCCCUGUGUUGUUAAAGGAGGAUGAACAACUGCUACGAAAACAUCUGGAAAAGACUCUCCAAAGGGAGGAGUUGCAAUGUGGUGAUAUGUCGAAGAGGAGAAAGGGAAGAAUAUCCUUGCCAUUUAAGAACAUCCAAAUGGAUGACUUACAAGGAGAACACUCCUGCGACAAGGGGAACAUCACGGUUGGUGGUGGAAGCGGAUCUCUUCUCUAUAAUGUCAACACGGAUAGACACAAAAGGAAGUACCUCUUCGGAGACACGAACAUAUACAUUCUUCAUGGCAACCUAUCGAAGGAAGACCGAUUCGGGAAUUUCUCCGAUUUUGCUUACGGGAAAAAUGAGCAGUCCAUUCUAAUAUGCACUGAGAUUGUCUCCAGGGGGGUCAACUUCGACGCGCUGGAUGUCGUCGUGCAGUAUGACCCGCCGCAGAUUUUUGAGGAAUAUGUCCACAAAGUCGGUAGGACGGCGCGAUUACAAAAGGAGGGAUCGUCUUACUUGUUCCUGCUACCGACAGAGGUGGAGUUUCUAAACGUGUUGCGAGAAAAGAACAUCCAUGUGAAGACAAUCCAGGGAGAGCAACUAAUCGGGAGAUUCCGCAGGGAGGAUAUCCCCCCGUUUUUCUCCUCCAUUGGGGGAGAUAUACUUAGCUUCAUCUACAACCAUUUUAAGGUGACUGUUAAAUCGGAUGAGUCUCUAAUGGAGAAAGCGACCAAUGCAUUUCUCGCGUCCGUCACAGCGUAUUACUCGGUGAGCAAAUCUCUGCGACACAUUUUUUGCGCAAAGAAUCUACAUCUAGGGCAUCUGGCCUACGCCUUCCUGCUAGACGAGAGCCCCAGGGAGAUUUCUAAGCUGAACAAACAGCAGCGCUACCUGCGGGUGAAGCGGCACACCACGCCCAGCAAGCGGGAGCGCCGCCUCCUUCGGGGGCGAUGA
Messenger RNA from Plasmodium inui San Antonio 1, 2370 nucleotides. Its product is annotated as adenosinetriphosphatase. Gene Ontology annotation, cellular component: nucleolus. The record is from RefSeq and is a predicted model, not a curated record. Gene Ontology annotation, molecular function: ATP binding; nucleic acid binding. The coding region runs from base 1 to 2370 and encodes 789 amino acids. Gene Ontology annotation, biological process: maturation of LSU-rRNA from tricistronic rRNA transcript (SSU-rRNA, 5.8S rRNA, LSU-rRNA). The transcript has a single exon. Lineage: Eukaryota; Apicomplexa; Aconoidasida; Haemosporida; Plasmodiidae.